AUGUAAAAACUACGUCACCAGCAGUUCGUCGGAUGAAAACAUUGUUAUGGAGCGAUGUGGAACACAAUCUAUAACCGAGAACGAAGGAGAUUAAGCGAUGCGCUUUCAGGGAGAAAUCAGGACGGGUAUCGAUCAACAUAUGUUGAACAAUACUCACACGUGACGAUGUGAACGGCUCUGCAUUGUCUGAUGGGGAUGCACGAAAAGGGGCCUCCGCAAUCGAGUGUCAGGUGAGGGAAGACGAUGAAGAGACUGAUGGCUAAUGCAGGACCAGUACAAACUACCCGUUUUAGUGGCAGGUUAUAAAGAGGCAAAAUGGCCGUUUUCUUGAGCCUGCUUUAUGAUGUCGCUUUAUGUCAACAUUAAAAUCUUUCUGGAUAUAUCUUCUAGUAGCCUAAACUAACUGGCUGCGCAGUCUGAUUUGUUUUUCAUCAUCGGACGGGUAAAAGCAAAUUCGCUGUUUGAAAGAUGUCAUUUACAAUGGAAGACACUUUGGAGUCGGGGUGGGUGGCCGUCAGACCUAAUGUUUUUGAUGAAAAAGAAAAGCACAAGUUCGUUUUCAUUGUCGCUUGGAAUGACGUGGAAGGGAAGUUUGCCAUCACAUGCCACAACAGAACGGUACAGCGAAGGAGCGUUGCCAGAGAAUCAUUCGUGGAGGAUACGGCCGUUCUCAAGCAGGAUGAUUCGCUCCUGCCAGGGAGAGACAAGGAGAGUAAACCCAAAACUUCUGAAAGUCCUGUCAAGGGAAAGAUUGAAAGUGACAGCCCAACAAAGAAAAUAGGAGGUCCAAUUAAGGCAGAACACUGCACAAACCUUUCAGUGCGCAGAAAAGAUUCAGGACAUUCGAGUCCAGGCAAAGGUGUCAACAAAGAAGCUGGAUUGCAGGGCAGAGGGCCAACUAGAGCAAUGGACAUUGAAGUCUUGGACCCCACUGUAAUCAAAGGGGAGAACCGCUCUCCUGAAGUUGAAUCCGCUGAUUCGGAAGACAUGGAGAGCGGUGUCAGAGAGCAUUGCAGCUGGGCUGGGCUCUUUUCUUUUCAGGACAUGCGGGCUGUCCAUCUGCAGCUGUGCUCGGUCAACUCGGACCUGGAGCCAUGUUUACCCCCCUUCCCUGAAGAACCGUUGGGAAUGUGGACGGUGUUGUUUGGACCUCCGGAGGUCACUGAGAAAGAGACUGACAUCCUGUGUUACCAGCUGCAGGUUUACCUGGGCCACGCACUUGACACUUGCGGGUGGAAGAUUCUAUCCCAAGUGCUUUUCACGGAGAGCGAUGACCCCGAGGAGUACUAUGAGAGUUUGAGUGAACUGCGACAAAAGGGGUACGAGGAGGUGUUACAAAGGGCCAAGAAACGACUUCAUGAGCUCCUGGAGAAGCACAAGGCGGUGGAGAGCAUGGUGGAGCUGCUGGAGCUGUACCAGGAGGAGGACGAGGCGUACGGGGAGCUGGCCGAGGCCACCACCCAGCUCUACCAGUACCUGCUGCAGCCCUUCAGGGACAUGAGGGAGCUGGCCAUGCUGCGCCGGCAGCAGAUCAAGAUCUCCAUGGAAACGGAUUACCUGGGCCCGCGCAGGAUCGAGGCCCUGCAGAGGGAGGACGCGGACUGGCAGAGGAAGGCCCAGGCGGCCGUGCUCAACAUCCAGGAACUCACCGUCAAGUACUUUGAGAUCACGGCGCGGGCUCAGAAAGUGGUCUACGAGCGCAUGCGCGCGGACCAGAAGAAGUUCGGCAAGGCGGCGUGGGCGGCGGCCGUGGAGCGCAUGGAGAAGCUGCAGUACUCCGUAUCCAAGGAGACGCUGCAGCUGAUGCGAGCCAAAGAGAUCUGCCUGGAGCAGAGGAAGCACGCGCUGCGGGAAGAGAUGCAGGGCCUGCAGGUCGGUGAGGAUGCAAUGGCGCGGCUGGACCAGCUGGAGGAGCUGUACUACGAGCUGCAGCUGCAGCUGUACGAGAUCCAGUUUGAGAUCCUGAAGUACGAGGAGCUCCUGCUGACGGCGCAGCUGGAGAGCAUCAAGAGGCAGGUGACAGAGAGGCAGGAUGAGGUGGUGUACUACGACACCUACGAGAGCAUGGACGCCAUGCAGGCCACCGCGGACGCGGCCGCCUCCGUGCUCCUGCGGCAGGAGGAGCUCAGCAAGCUGCAGCAGAGGGUGCGACAGCUGGAGGCCAGGAGGGGGCGCAUCACCGCAAAGAAAGCCUACCUCAGGAACAAGAAGGAAAUAUGUAUCUUCAAUCACAAUGAGAAGGUGCAGCAACGCCAAGGCAGCCAAGAGGACCAGAAAUCCCAUCAUGCCAUGCAACAGCAAAGGGAGCAGCAGGAAGAGGAGAAGAGGAGCACUCUGGUCAGCCAGGAGAGGCAAAAGACCCUGGACAGGCUGCGCAGCUUCAAACAGCGGUACCCUGGUCAGGUAGUGCUGAAGUCCACCAGGCUCCGGUUGGGAUACGCCCGAAGGAAAGGUGGCAGCGCCUCUGCCCCCGGCGUGGCCCUGGACCAGCCGCGGUCGCUGGAGGCGGGCACGCUGGCGGAGGAGUGCGGGGCGGCCCCUGCGUCACCGGAACGUUCCGCGGCUGGAAAACUCGAAAGCGCGUCCUUGCCUCCGGGGGGCGCCGCUGCUGCUCCUCCUCCUGCCUCCCUACCUCCAGAGAGAGACCUCUCAGCGCUCAGCCUUCCCGCGACGCCCUCGCCUCCGCCCCCGCCUCCUCCGCCUCCCCCGCCUCCGCCCCCCCCGUCCGGCCCGGAGGACGCCCCCGGGGAGGGGCCGAGGCUUCCAGGGAGCCCCGUCCGGCAGCUGAAGGUGGAGGGGGGCGAGGCGGGGGGCGAGGCCAUCCCCCUGGGCCCCUUCUCCGGCCGCUUCUUCGACAGCAGCCAGCUGGUGAACGCCCGGAAGAAGCUGAAGAAGACGGCGGCCCUGGAGGCCUCGCAGAGGAGGAGGGCGAGCUCCCCGAUGGACGAGGUGCUGGCCUCGCUCAAGCGGGGCAGCUUCCACCUGCGCAAGGCCGAGCUGCGGGUGCUGCGGCCCGACCCGGACCAGGACGACAGCGACAACAUCCUGGCGCAGAUCCGCAAGGGCGUCAAGCUGCGCAAGGUGCAGCAGCAGGGGCUGCGCGACGCCCCCGGCGGCCCGCGCGACUCGGCCGACCCGCUCACCCGCAGCAUCCACGAGGCGCUGCGCCGCAUCAAGGAGGCGUCGCCCGAGUCCGAGGACGAGGAGGACGCGCUGCCCUGCGCCGACUGGGAGAGCUAGGCCCCGCCCCCUCCCGCCCUCAGCCCCGCCCACUCCCCGCCC
Molecule: messenger RNA, 3282 nt
Organism: Anguilla anguilla (European eel)
Lineage: Eukaryota; Metazoa; Chordata; Actinopteri; Anguilliformes; Anguillidae
Gene: jmy
Product: junction mediating and regulatory protein, p53 cofactor
Exons: 11
Coding region: 469-3240 (923 amino acids)
Biological process (GO): Arp2/3 complex-mediated actin nucleation; positive regulation of apoptotic process; 'de novo' actin filament nucleation
Cellular component (GO): nucleus; cytoplasm
Molecular function (GO): transcription coactivator activity; actin binding; Arp2/3 complex binding
Source: RefSeq, a predicted model, not a curated record